GUGGCCUACCAUGUCAGACGGGGAAGAGCAAGUAGUUUUGAAGGGGGUGGGGGUAGUGUUUAUGUUGAAACAUUUGCGCAUGCACGUUGCAGUCUUGUCGUUUUGUCGUGACAUCGUGCGGGCUCUGUUGAACGUUUAUAUGCAUGUGAUUUGAAACUCUUUCCUGGUGGCAACAUUCAUGUGCGACUUGUCGUUAUUGUCUGAAAUCCAUAACAGGAUAGACUCACCGAGCACCGGCUACGAACAGAUAGACACGUCCCUGUUUGCUACGCCGAGCUCCGUCGCGGAGAGGCUGUCGAAGAUGGCCGUGGCGCCGAACAGCUCUGAUGCUUGCUUGAGUAUCGUUCACAGUCUGAUGUGCCACAGACAAGGCGGUGAAUCAGAGUCGUUCGCGAAGAGGGCUAUAGAAUCGCUCGUGAAGAAACUCAAAGAGAAAAGGGACGAACUGGACUCGCUGAUCACCGCUAUAACAUCUGGCGGAACGCAUCCGUCGAAAUGCGUUACCAUUCAACGGACAUUAGACGGAAGGUUGCAAGUCGCUGGACGGAAAGGUUUCCCCCAUGUUAUUUACGCGCGAAUAUGGAGAUGGCCUGAUUUGCACAAGAACGAGCUAAAGCACGUCAAGUACUGCCAGUUUGCUUUUGAUUUAAAGUGUGACAGCGUUUGCGUGAAUCCUUAUCAUUACGAACGAGUCGUCUCGCCGGACAUCACUGGAUUGGCUUUGUCGAGGAAUCCAGAUGGAGCUUAUGCUGGUAAUUCACAGCCAGAUCCAGAUUUCCGUCAAGCUGUUGGCCCCACUGCUCAUCACUAUCCUGGUAGCCAGACAAUUCCUUCAGUUGUUGGCCCCCCUCAUGAUAUGUAUUCUGGUAUGCACGCCGCUGCUGAUCACACCAUGGGGCAUGUCUCUUCAGCUCCCGAGAAUUGGUGUUCCAUAUCCUACUUCGAAUUGGACCAGCAAGUUGGCGAGAUUUUCAAGGUCAUGUCCUCUUGUCCGUCGGUUACAGUGGAUGGGUAUGUUGACCCGUCAGGAGGCAGUAGAUUUUGUCUUGGGCAACUGUCGAACGUCCACAGAACUGAGGCUAGCGAGAAAGCCAGAUUACACAUAGGGAAAGGAGUUCAGUUAGAUUUAAGAGGGGAAGGAGAUGUAUGGGUGCGAUGUCUCAGCGAGCACAGCGUCUUUGUGCAAAGCUAUUACUUAGAUAGAGAGGCUGGACGUUGCCCCGGUGAUGCUGUCCACAAAAUCUACCCUUCUGCGUACAUCAAAGUGUUUGAUUUGCGCCAGUGCUAUCGACAGAUCAAACAACAAGCUCAUGCUGCUCAGGCCGCCGCUGCAGCUCAAGCCGCGGCCAUUUCCACCGGAGUGGGUCCUGGCGCCUUACUACCGCAGAUCGGUAUGAGCGUGGGCGUUGAUGACCUUCGUAGGCUCUGUAUUCUUCGGCUGAGCUUCGUCAAAGGUUGGGGUCCAGACUACCCUCGAAAAAGUAUCAAGGAGACGCCGUGCUGGAUUGAAAUUCAUCUCCAUCGCGCUUUGCAGCUGUUGGAUGAGAUCCUAAUCACUAUGCCAAUCAACGAGCCACGACCACACGACACAUGAUGGACAAAUAAAUGCACAUUGUUGGCUUCGCUGAAAGAAAUCAAAACGGGUGCUUUUAUAGUGGUAUUUUUUACAAAUUAUUUAAUUAUCUUUUUUUCGGGUUGAGCAGGCCUUUGCUAAGCGUUUUUUUUUUUUUUAUUGUUUCUCGCGCAGAAGAGAAGUACAUGGAUGUUAUCACCGUUGCCGUCAAGCGCUAACGAAUGCUCGCUGUUUGCCGAAAAGCACUUUUUGUGCCAGAAAAGUUGCUCAUUUGCUCGAAAGACAAUCGAAAGCUCGUUUGAUAACUGCUGGCUAGUGGCAUCGAGUUACUCGUGGUCGGUUGUUGGUUCAUCGGCUAUAUAUUUUCCAAAGAAUAUAUAUAAAAAAGCUUUACUGCGCUAAAGCUUCUUCAGGUUUUGGUCAAUUGGCCAAAAUUGAUACAUAUUGAAAUUCUAAUAUGGCACCGAUGAUUAGGGGAAUAAAACAAUGAAACAUUCUUCUCAAUGUUAUUUCUUUUGUUUUAAUCCCGGAAACCAUGGCACCGUGUUAGAAUUUUAAUGAAUCAAACUGGCCUAUCUUCGAGUGCAACUUUUCGACGUCUCAGUCGGUUGGUUUUCUAACCUUGACAGCCAAUCAGAUGGCGAACAACUGCAUGUGAGUGCUUGAUUUAUCGCCAUUUUUCUCUUCCUCGCUAUCACGUGACCAGGUAAUUGAAAGCCAGCAUACAGGGACAUGUCGAAGUACCAAAAGUUGACAUAUUUCAACCGCUCUUUAUCGAGGCAAAGAGUGUCCUUAAGGCGAUCGCCAUAUAAAAUCAGUAGGAGUAGUAUGUAAACAGUGUAUGUAUUUCAGUGGACCUGCCUAAUCAAACUAAUACAUUUUCAGAAGUCUUCUCAGCGAAGUUUAAAAGCGGAUCUUCUAGAAAAUCUUCGUUGUAUCUGAGAGCAAAAUAUUGUUUUUUAUCGAUUGAUUUUUUAUUUAAAUUGCAGUUCGAGGAUCUUUUGAACUGUGUAAGCCGUAACUGGCUUGAUGAAAGCUCGGGUUGCUUUAGUGGAACACGAAGGUGGAUUAUCCCAACAGAUAAGGGAUGGUUCAUCGUUGUUUUUUUCCUUUAACAGGUAGAAUAAUUUGCAAACUAAUACAAGGCAGGUACGUAACAAUGUAUGAAUGUAUUUGUAUCGGUAUAAAUCAGGGAAAUAAGCGUGUCACGCAGAAAUAGAGAGCUUAUUUGACGUUUUAGUGGUUAGCAGAUUUUAAUUCCCCACCCGUUUCAGUUGCCCAAUAUUAAGAUAAAUGCGAAUGCGGAUUGUUAAUAUGACAGCUUUGUUUUAGUAAGUCAAUUUGAACCAAUAGUACGGUUGAUGCAGACUGCGAACAACCCUCUUUACUUUCCUAGUACGUUAAGCAUGACGCAAAUGAAAGCCGAGAAUAAACGUGGCUUAACAUAGGCGGCCAUUCCCCCCCCCCCNUCCCCUCCCGAAUUUUUUUAUUUUUAUUUUGGCGUCACGCUUGCUCAGACAACACGGGCUGUUCGUAGUUUAUGUGGAGUCUUCUUUUUAACUUUUUAACUUUUUAACUUUUUAGCUUCGGAUUUCAUCUAUAAUUAGAUGACGUUGCUUUGUAGAUAUAUAAUAGAGUUGUAUUUUCGUAAAUAAGCUUUUUAGACUUGCUUUAACUCACAAUUGUAAAUUUACAUAAAGUUAUGUAGCGAUUUUCCACUAAAAUGUCUUCUUGUUAAGGUAUAUAUAAAAUGUAUUUUAUGAUUUAUUUGAGACUAUAUGGGUAUAAACAAGUUAUACGGGUUAAUGAUGACGUUGAUAUCGUAGUGUGUUGUUAAUGUGUAAUUGAGUUAGUGAAGGAAGACGUUUGUUAACUUAGAAUAGAUUUUAGUCUUCCUUGUAACAAGGGUUCCCGUGUCGAAGACGUUGCCUAUGUGUUGCCUGGAAAUGAGUCACGGACUUGGGUUCUUAAUCUCUUUGAUUUGAAAUAAACUGGUAAAUCUUGUAUACCUCUUGAAG
Molecule: messenger RNA, 3591 nt
Organism: Orbicella faveolata
Lineage: Eukaryota; Metazoa; Cnidaria; Anthozoa; Scleractinia; Merulinidae
Product: SMAD family member 4-like
Biological process (GO): regulation of transcription by RNA polymerase II; SMAD protein signal transduction; cell differentiation
Cellular component (GO): heteromeric SMAD protein complex
Molecular function (GO): RNA polymerase II cis-regulatory region sequence-specific DNA binding; I-SMAD binding; DNA-binding transcription factor activity, RNA polymerase II-specific
Source: RefSeq, a predicted model, not a curated record